Molecule: messenger RNA, 5407 nt
Organism: Eucalyptus grandis
Lineage: Eukaryota; Viridiplantae; Streptophyta; Magnoliopsida; Myrtales; Myrtaceae
Product: PH-interacting protein
Biological process (GO): cytoskeleton organization; regulation of transcription by RNA polymerase II; regulation of cell shape
Cellular component (GO): nucleus
Molecular function (GO): protein binding
Source: RefSeq, a predicted model, not a curated record
CGCUCUCCGAGCAACUUGGCGUGCAGCUUGGAUUCUCGUCCAUGUCGAUGGAGGACAGAUUCGCUUCUCUCGAAGCCUGAAUGCGAGCUCCGCAUUUCGUCUCCCGUCUUCGCCGGCGGCGCCGCGGCGGUUCGAGUCCGCUCCGAUUCGGCCACUAGUAAGAUGGAUUUUCCGAAGUGUGCUUCUUCUGGUGGAGCACUUUCUUCUAGCAUGGGACCUUUGAUUUUCUCUAAUAAGGUGCAUGAAGUGGUUGAAAUUGGAAGGCCAGCGAGAGCUUCUGGUCAUGCUGUUGAGACUGAUGUUGAUGUAGACCUCAGAGAAAUAUACUUCUUGAUCAUGCAUUUUCUGUCAACUGGACCAUGCCAGAGAACCUUUGGCCAACUCCAGAAUGAACUUUUGGAGCAUCAGCUGCUUCCUAGAAGGUAUCAUGCUUGGGCUUCUAGGAGUGGAAUUAGAAGUGGGGAUGAGGAUGAUGAUGGCAUCUCUUUCCCUUUAAAUUAUAGUAAUCUGGUGGAAAGGUAUCCUCACAUUGGGAAAGACCACCUGGUAAAGCUUCUCAAGCAACUGAUGCAGUAUACAGGCCAUUUAGUGCAAGACAACGUUGGGAUAAAUUCACUCAGUGCUGCUGAUGUUCCAACAUUGCUGGGAGUUGGUUCCUUUUCCUUGUUGGAUGCUGACAGGAGCAAGGUCAAUAAGCAACUUAAGCGUCUACCAGCUUACUUGCACUGGCCACAUAUGCGGGCUGAUCAGGUCCGUGGGCUUGGUUUAAGGGAAAUAGGGGGAGGUUUUAGAAAGCACCAUCGUGCCCCAUCAAUUCACUCUGCAUGUUAUGCUAUGGCGAAGCCACUGAUGUUGGUUGAAAGGAUGCAAAAUAUUAAGAAGCUAAGGGGACAUCGAGUUGCUGUCUAUUGUGCAAUAUUUGAUCGAUCAGGGAGAUACGUCAUAACUGGGUCAGAUGAUCGUCUUGUGAAGAUCUGGUCAAUGGAAACUGCAUUUUGUUUGGCAAGCUGUCGGGGACAUGAAGGUGAUAUUACUGACCUAGCUGUAAGUUCAAACAAUGCACUGGUGGCAUCUGCUUCAAAUGACUUUGUUAUACGAGUUUGGCGCUUGCCUGAUGGAUUUCCAAUCUCAGUCUCGGGGCAUACUGGAGCUGUCACUGCUAUUGCAUUUAAUCCGAGGCCCAGCGCUGUAUAUCAGCUAUUAUCGUCAUCGGAUGAUGGAACUUGUCGAGUCUGGGAUGCUAGGUAUUCUCAGUGCACUCCAAGAAUAUACCUGCCAAAACCACCAGAUGCUAUUGCCGGGAAGAGUAGUGGUCCUUCAAACAAUGACCUUGCUUCUAGUAUUGCCCCGCAAAGCCACCAAAUACUAUGCUGCGCUUACAAUGCCAAUGGAACUGUAUUUGUGACUGGUAGCUCUGACACCAUUGCACGGGUCUGGAAUGCUUGUAAACCCAAUUCGGAUAAUCAAGAACAACAGGUUCAUGAGAUGGAUUUGUUAUGUGGGCAUGAGAAUGAUGUAAAUUAUGUCCAGUUUGGUGGUUGUUCUGUAGCUCCUCGAUCAUCAAUGUCUGAUAAUUUGAAGGAGGAUAAUUUUCCGAAGUUUAGAAAUUCAUGGUUCUGUCAUGACAACAUUGUCACUUGUUCUCGUGAUGGAAGUGCCAUUAUCUGGGUGCCAAGAUCCCGCAAAUCCCAUGGAAAAGGUGGACGUUGGGUGCGAGCGUACCAUUUGAAAGUUCCACCUCCUCCUUUGCCACCUCAACCUCCUCGAGGUGGUCCACGUCAGAGAUUUCUUCCGACUCCUCGUGGUGUUAAUAUGAUUGUGUGGAGUUUGGAUAAUCGCUUUGUUCUUGCAGCUAUUAUGGACUGUCGGAUAUGCGUGUGGAAUGCUGGUGACGGUAGUUUAGUUCAUUGUUUGACUGGUCACAGUGCCUCCUCUUAUGUGCUGGAUAUCCAUCCAUUCAAUCCCCGGAUAGCAAUGAGUGCUGGGUAUGAUGGAAAAGCUAUUGUUUGGGAUAUAUGGGAAGGCAGACCUAUUCGGGUGUAUGAAAUUGGGCGUGUCAAGCUAGUUGAUGGAAAGUUUUCUCCGGAUGGGACUUCAAUUGUACUUUCUGAUGAUUUUGGGCAAAUACAUCUGAUAAACACUGGUGAAGGUGAAUCCCAAAAGGAUGCCAAAUAUGAUCAGUUCUUCCUUGGGGACUACCGCCCACUUAUACGUGACGCUGUUGGAAAUGUUCUUGAUCAGGAGUCACAACUUCCACCACAUCGAAGAAAUGUCCAAGAUCCUCUUUGUGACUCCAGUCUGGUUCCAUAUCCAGAACCCUAUCAAACUAUGUACCAGCAACGACGACUUGGUGCGUUGGGUAUUGAGUGGCGUCCUCCCACCGUUAGAUUUGCUGUUGGCCCCGACUUUAUUCUCGGGCAGGAGUAUCAGAUGCUGCCCUUAGCAGAUUUGGAAAGAAUGAUUGAACCUUUACCUGAGUUCAUUGAUGCCGUUUUCUGGGAACCCGAAAAUGAAAUUAUCAGUGAAGAUAAUGACUCGGAGUACAACGUUACUGAGGAAAGUGAAGGUGAGAGGGGUAGUUUAAGUGCUGGAUUUUCCAGUGAUCCUGAGUGCAGUGCAGGAGACAGUGAAACCGAACAAAGCCAUAGAGAUAGCCGCCGUAGAGCAGGAAGGAAAAAGCAUAGAACUGAGGUUGAAUGGGUAACUUCGUCAGGGAGACGUGUCAAGAAAAGGAACUUGGAAGAGUGUGAAGGCUCUGCAUCCAGGGAUACUCAAUAUAAAAAAUCAAAAAAUCGCAGGAAAUCUUCAAAGGGGCAGUCUACCAAAGCACAUAAUUUGAGGCCUCAGCGUGUUGCAGCACGCAACGCUUUGAACAUGAUUUGUGAAAUCAGUGAUACAUCUACUGAAGGAGAAAAUAUUGACGACUCGGGGGACUCAUUGUCUGAGAGUGAGCUACUGGAGCUAAACCCAAACGAAGAAAGAGACGAUAGUGACAGGAACUUCCCUGGUCUGCAGAAGGAAUCCAGAAAAGGCAAAGAACGAAUCAUCAAACCUGAUGAAUUGCCAGAGUAUCAAUCAAAUGCUGGAAACAGGAAAAGAUUGGUUCUGAAGUUUUCACUUCGUGAUUCUAAGAAAGUUGUGCCUUCAGAAAACCCCAGAAUGAUAACGCACAAUGAUGCUGAUCUGCUGAAUGUACCUUCUCAUCUUUCUCAAGAAAUGACAGAGAACAUGAAUGCUACAACAUCCAAUGAUGUAGCUUCCCGUUCUGUGAAUUCGAGUAAUGUACAUGAGGAUAAAGAAGUAUCGGAAAAUAUUGACGACAUCCUGAUUGCAUCUGCUGGGGACAACGAGAAUAAGAUCAGAUGGGGAGAGGUCAAGAUGCGGUCAUCAGUGCGUCUGAGAUCAGACAUUUUGCCAACCGAUGCAUUGGAAGGAACUAGGGCAAGUUGUGAUGUGAAUAAGGAAAAUGAUACUGAUCUGAAUAGGGGUGAGGAGAAGUGUGGAGCUGAUGUACGUGAACCUGGGGAACUGAGAACAGAUAACCGUGCAAAUCUUGAGGGUGCACAUACAUUUUCAUCAGCCGGCUUUCCCCCAGAGAGCCAACAAGAUGGAAAUUCAGGUGCAGUUGGAGAGGAUCCUCCGCAAAGAUCAACUAUUUUGAGAAUCAAAACGAGGGGUCCGUCCAGACUGAAAGCCACUGGAGUCGAAGGUUCAACCGGUGAUGAAAGCAAUACAAACAUAAAACAUCCUCCAAUUGCCGAGCACAUUCAAAACCCUGAGGCUCCUGAAGAGGCUAUAUUUGCUGAACGGCUGACCCCCAUGGAGCCACUGCACCUGAAUUCAAAUGCGGUGGUGUCUGAUACAGACUUCAAGGGGAAAAGGCGACAAAGCUCUGACACAGAUGCAGAAGAUCUUGAUUCCUGCAGGGAGGAAGGUGUCACUGCUUUCAGAGAUCCCGAUGAUAUUGCUAUCGACUACCCUGAAGUUGCGACAGAUGCAAUACGUAGAGCAAGAUCCUUGAAGAUGAAGGCAACUUCUACAGAGCCGGAUACAAUCAACCACAGUUUCAACGUUAGAGGACAUGAAACUUCAAGGACAUCAAAGUUUGCAGAGACAUCCACAAGAAAAGCACGUGAUCAGCUUAUAUCUAAAGAUUGGUUGUCAGGUUCAAAAAUGAUGGUCAGAUCAAGGUCUAAUAGGAAUAAAAGGGGCGAUAGUAAUAAUAAUGAUCAAGGUUUUCCUUUGGGGGGGAAGUCAAGUCAGAAUCUCAGGAAAAAGUCAUGGCUGACUUUGGCAGAGCAUGAGGAGGGUUAUCGCUAUAUACCUCAGUUAGGCGACGAAGUUGUUUAUUUGAGACAGGGACAUCAAGAGUUCAUCGAAUCAAGUUGCUCGCGAGAUGUUGGGCCUUGGAGGUCGCUUAGAGGGAGUCUGAGUGCUGUGGAAGUUUGCAAAGUCGAAGCUCUUGAGUAUGCCAAUAGUCCAGGCUCUGGGGAGAGCUGCUGUAAACUGACUCUUAAAUUUGUGAAUUCUGCUUCUAACGUGUUUGGACGGACAUUCAAGUUGAUGUUGCCAGAGCUGAUCAAUUUCCCUGAUUUUCUGGUUGAAAAGACAUGGUUUGAUAAUUCUAUGUUUAGAAAGUGGAGCCUUAGGGAUAAAUGCCUUGUAUGGUGGAGAAAUGAGAAUGGGACAGGUGGAAGUUGGUGGGAGGGUCGAAUAACAACUGUACAAGCUAAGUCGCCUGACUUUCCUGACAGUCCUUGGGAAAGAUAUUCUGUUCGUUACAGGACUGAUCCUCCUGAAAGCCAUCUUCACAGCCCUUGGGAAUUGCAUGAUCUUGAAGUAUCCUGGGAUCAUCCUCAUAUAGAUUCCGAGACCCGAGAUAAGCUCUUGUCCGUGUUUUCCAAACUAGAGCGUUCAGUUGGCAAGAACCAGGACUACUAUGGCUAUCAAAAGUUGAAUGAAACCGCUCAGAAAUUGGAUUUUUUGAAUAGAUUUCCAGUAGGUUUGGAUCCAGAAUUGAUCCAGCUGAGGUUGGAGAACAACUAUUAUCGAAGAGGGGAAGCGGUGAAGCAUGACAUAACCGAGCUGAUGCGCAAUGCUCAAUCAUACUUCACAACAAACGCUGAGUUGUCUGUUAAGAUGAGGCGCCUGUCCGAUUGGUUUACUAAGACCUUGUCAGGAUUUUAGAUUCUUGUGUUCCUUUUCAAAAUUCACUAACUCCUAACUUCUUUUGGGUCUCAGCUUGAACUACAGUUACAUAGAAAACAAUUUUGUCAACAGACCCUCUUUACAGGCAGAUAGAGUAAUUUUUUGUAAGCAUUUACUGGUGGAGAUCAGAAUACACUCAUGAGUUCGUCCGCAUCAAGUUAAAUCAAUUAAAUGAAAAAGUUUUGAGAUUUGCUGUUGC